CAUGUGCUGUCGAUAUUUAAAAGGCUGAAAUGAUUAUUCUCCAGAGGGUUGUAUCUUCAUUUCUUCUUCUUGGUAAGUAUUUAUAGCGUUGUUUCCUGAAGGAAACGUCAGUUAUUUUCAAUGCAUGGUUUCUGUUUCAUUACAGUACCGAUUAUUGCCGCCAGUGAUUUUGGAGGUUUUGGACCCGAUGAUCCUCAGACAAGAUUCGAAUUUGGCGCUGUCACGGCACACCGAGUAAUUAAAUUUCUUACUUCGUUUGAUUUCUUUCUCGAUACACAUUUGUAUUUUCGAAUGCAUCAUCGUCAUAGAGAUUGCGUUAUAUUUUAAAAUAUACGUAUUUCUAAGUGAAAACACAUGGCACAGCGGUUAGCAUUGUUCUCGUCAUCUAUUGUUGUCUAAAUUACAGAUAAAACAUCACUAACACCAUUCAUGGAAUGUAAAUAGUAAUAUCAACGUGGCAGAAAAAUAACUAAUAAAAGAAGCACCCGCAAAUUUAGGUUAUAAUUUAUGAACGAUCGUACAGAACUUAAUAUAUGAACUAUCUUACCGAAAGACGAAAAUUUCGUGAUCUGUCAGCUAUCUGAGCACCGUGUGAAAUAUAGAUUUAAGAUAAUUGUUUCUUAUUGCAUAGGGAGGUCUUGUCCUAAGAUCUUUGAAGGGGGGUGGGGGGAUAGUGGUUUACAACAAUACGAGCUAUCAAGGAAAAGUUGUGAUUGUUAUUAUUGCUGUUUACUCAGUUUUAACACAAAGAUGGAAAUCACCUUUGUGCAUUUUUAGUAGCUAUUUUAUCUUUUGAUUUGUUUCCAGGAUUCCAAACUUGAAAAUGAAACAGAUAUCUCUCCUAUAGGUACAUUAUCUAAUUAUCCAAUUGAAAUAAUGAUAAUAAUUAUUCAUAGUGUUAACCCUUAAAAUGCCAGUAGUGAUUAUAAUGUAACUUCUCCUUAUAAUAUCCAUACAUUAUCCACCAAACAGGUAAUGAGAAUACUCAAACUUUUCAGGUAGAAGUUAUCUUGAUCUAACUCCAAAUUCUUGUUAUUAAUUUACAAGGAAACGUGUAGCAGCCAGAGGGAAGAAUUAAGAUUUUAGUUUAUUCCACUGCUACUUUUUGAUGAUUAUGUAUUUUUCAGAAUAGAUACUAAAUGACGCAGUAUUUUUGGAUGCUGUGUGGCAAAUGUUAAAAAAAAAAAUUAUUAAUGAUCUCUAGAGGAUUGAGGUUACUUUGUUUUCAAGUUGUGAUCAUGAGCGUGACUUGUGGUGUGUGCCAUACAUUGAGGUUUUAAAACUUUUUUUCCGCAGGAUUAAAGGAUAUAGUUAUUGUCAUCAGAAGUCAACAUAAUACCUUUCAUGUCAAAAAAGCAAAAGCUCUCAGACAAACCCUGAAUGAGCAAGCAGAAGCUCUAGGAGAAAAGGUAACUGCUGAAAUCUUGACUUAUCUAAAGCUAAUAGAAAUCUUUUUAGAUAAGGAGUCUUGUAACUAAUUGAUUUUUACAUUUAAAUGUGAAUUCAAAUCAAUCAUUUUCCAGGAUCACUUGGAGCUUAAAAUGAUGCACGAGGAUUGGGCACCCCAUGGGGCCUGGACUAUUCUUCCAGCAAUAAAUAGGUAAGACUGAGUAGUUUUAGUACAAGGAAAUUUUUUUUUUGAAAGUCCAAAAGCAUUUAAGGAUCAAAUAUAUUACUUCACAUGACUUGACUUAAAUUAAAGUUUUAAUUAAACAGUGUAUGUGUGAGAAUUGGCUUUUUACAUGAUGGUAAAAAAAUGCAUUUUUCAUAUUGUUUUAGCUUGGUUGAAGAUUAUGGUGAUAACAAGAGAUGGAUAUUUUUUUGUGAGGAUGAAACCACCAUCAAUUUAUCAGGACUUGUUCAAGUCUUAAACAAAUAUGAUGCAAGACAGGUGUGAUAGAAAAAGUAACUUGUCUGAAUUGUUGCUGUGAUGAUAAUGAGAUAUGCCUUAACUGUUGGAAUUAACUGAGCUCCCACAAGUGUAGAAUUAAUAUAUAUUUCUCCUUACAAUUUCAAGACAUUACCCCGCAAACAGGUAAUGAGAAUAGACAUGCUUAUUAAAUGGAAAGCGUUAUCGCAAUAUUACAAUAAAUUCUCUUCACUAACUUACAAGAAAGUGUGUAGCACCUAGAAUAAAGAAUUGAAUCAGAUCUUAGGGGGUUAAGGGUUCUAGAAUACCAUAAAUGUAUGGAAGUCACAACAGUUGCUGCACUAAUACCAGCUUCUCUCUCUUUUGCUCCCUUUUUCAUGUUGUAAUAAUAUUCAUGUAAAAGUAAUAGGCUUCUGAUUGGCUGAAAACAAGUGCAUUUUUUAUGUAACACAACUGCAAAAUUGUAACACAACUGCAAAAUUGUAACACAACUGCAAAAUUGUAACACAACUGCAAAAUUGUAACACAACUGCAAAAUUGUAACACAAGUGCAAAGUUGUAACACAAGAGCAGAUUUUAAAUGGCACGCACACUGUCAAAAUUUUGUCUGUCUUGACUUUCUCUGAUGUUCUUUCUUGUAAAUUAUUUAUAAGUUCUAACAUGAUUUCUCAAGCAAUUUCAUGAAAAUAAGCACUUGUAAAUUUUUCAAAGACUAAAAAUUGCAAUGGCCUGAAUUUUUGUUGUCUUUAAAAAAAUUACUAAUGUUUAUGAACGCCAUAUUGCACCCAAAGUAAUGUUAUUACCCAUAUAAUAUGACAGAGGAAAAAGUGGGUGAGGGGUGAAAAGGACCCCCUGACCCUCUUGAAGUCCUUGAAGCUUUCAAGAGGAAUUUAUCAUUUCUGUUCUCCUUUUGUGAUUUUUCAUCAGGAGAUGUUUCUUGGACAUGCCAUUCAAGAUGAACAACCAGCGAUUAUUCAUCACUUUGCAUUCCAUCAGGACCCAUCGCAGUUCUCUUUUCCUGACUUUUCAGCUGGAUGGGCUUUGUCUGUACCACUACUGAACAGGCAAGUUAGAACACCCUCUAGUCUGAGUUCCUAGUCAAAGAAGAAAGUUUCCUUCCUUUAUUUAUAUGUGUAUUAAUUUUUUUAUAUAUUUAUCUACCUAUUAAACAUUUAUUUAUUUUUACUCAGAGCUAGCAAUCUCAUUUCUUUAUUUAGAUAGCCUAUCUAAAAGACAGUUUUUCCUCCUAGCCUCCUAGUUGUAGCUGGCUAAUCUUUACUUUGUCAUCUUAGUGAAGAUUUAGUGGCGCUGUGAGAAUAAACGGGUCUACCAACACAAUAGAUCUUACCAUGCUGAAGCUUGUCUUCAGUUAUCAAGUGUGAAAACGUGUCUAACGUGUAGAGAAGAAUGUCCGAUGGAUAUUUAAGUUUUUUUAAGGGAAAUGGUUUAUUUGAACAAUAGUUUUAACUUUUUUUGAAUAAAAAGAAAAAUAUUAAUAAAACGAAUGACUUCAUCCACUUCUGAUAUCCAUAACACUUAAACUACUACUGAUCGUCAAACAGAGUUGUUAAAUUACCUAUAAAACUAUGCAAAGAACUGUUAUUCCUAAAAACAGAAUUUGGGAAGUCAGCGAUGAUGAAUGCUUUCACGCAAAAAUACGAAAACAGAGAUAGCUAUUAAUUUGCAAUCGUAUCUAGUCCGACUUCUGAAAAUAUUCAAAGACAGUUCAUCUUGGGAAAAAAAGAUAGGAGAACAGCGAAAUGAAAUUGUGGCCUUCAUCCGAGGAUUAUCGUUUUUCUGUGCUUGGCCAUUUUUUCCCAUUUUGCUAGAGACGCUUCUUUGUUUAACCCUUUAACUGUAAUAAGUGACCGAGACAAUUUCUCCCUACAUUGUCAAUAAAAUUUCUUAUAGAAAAGUGACGAGAAUAACGAAAAACAUGAAUUAAGGAUUUGUUAAUUUAACACCAACUUCUGCAAACUAACAUCAUGAUUUAAUGAUAGAAAUUAAGGAGAAAACUAACGAGAUCCGGGAAUCAAAGGGUUUAAAAUUUAUCCUCAGAACUUUUAAAACAGAGGUGAAUGCCUGACUGAAUACAGAAUCAGACCUUAAAACUUGAGUAGUUUGAAAGCACGCGACAGCCACCGUCCCAAUCACAAUUCUUUCACUCGUUAUAGAACUUAAAUCAGUUUAUUUCCUUAUCUACAAUUCUAUUUACAAAAGUUGACACUCCUUUCUAAAACAAACGCAAAAAACUGAAAUAAAAAAGUACAUAAAUGUUGUAACCUUGAUUGCUCUCAAUUUGUUUAAAAAAAUAGAAUUGGAAAAAGACUUCAAGCUGAUCCACCAAGGUCUGACUUUACUAUUGACGUACAACACGAGGUAAGGAAUUCAAAUAGUACACAAUUACGUAUGAAUUCAGCGAGAAAAUUAAUUAUUUUACUGCUUCAGGAGAAUACCUUGUUCCUGAUAAGUCACUGUACAAUUUUGUCAAGUCACAAUUUUACAAGUUCUUGAACACCUUCCGCGUAUGUCUUUCAAUCAAAGUCUUUGUCAAGAUGUCUCCAGUCACAAGUUCUGCUAACAGCGUCCGUCUCGUUCACGUCUUGAGUAUUUCGUCGAGAUGUUGUAGUCCUAAGUUUUAAAUUGCUUUCGUCUCGUCCAGUUUUGUAGAAGUCGCUCGUCUGUCUUCAAGUCACAAAGUCUAAAUUCAGCGUCCGUUUCAUGCGUUUCGUCCCUUAGUCUUCACGUGUAUAAUCUAGUAUCUUUCAAAUCGCUUUACUUUGUGCUGGUGUACUUUGUAACGGCUUUUGUUCCUUCACUGACCGCGUGUUUCGCCAGUUCACCGGGCAGAAGCAGUCGAAUGGCGGUCUGAAUUUCGCGAGAGCUGAUUGUAGACUUUUUGUUGUAGUUGGCGAGUCGAGAAGACUCGGUUGCAAUUCGCUCGAAGAUGUCGUUGACGAACGAGUUCAAAAUACUCAUGGCUUUGCUGGAUAUUCCGGUGUCUGGAUGAACUUGUUUCAGAACUUUGUAGAUGUAGAUAGCGUAACUUUCCUUUCUUCGUCUACUUCUCUUUCCUUUGCCGUCUCCACUCUUGACUUUUCCGGUUAUCUUUGUCUCUUGCUUCUUUCCUGCGGUUUUUGGUGGCAUCUUCAGUGUUUCUCUCUGUAGUACAGUAGUACAAUUGAUUGAUAACAACUUUGGUUGGUUUCGGUUUUAUAGAAAAAUUUGUGAUGCUUAAUUUACAAACGGAUCGAAAUCUACAGUAUUUCAUUGGCUGUUGAGCAGGGAAGUUGGGAACUGCACGGAGAAUUUACACUGGUAUCAUCAUUAAUUAGCAACAUUCUUCCACGAAGUUUUAACAAGUUGUAAUUGUUCUAUUCAAAACUCAGAGAAGUAAAAGAAAGGAAAUUCUUACCAGAAGGGACGAACUAAAAUGAAAAUAAAUGAUUUUUUACCAGUCAUGUUUUGCGAUAGAUUUAAGAAAACCCCGUGUUUUUUGUUAAAAUAUAACACUCGACAUGUUGAAAUGUUUAUAUUCCCACUCGUUCCCCUGAGAUCGAAUUCCAAAGUAAUAUCUCAUUAGACUGGGUUGUUACCUUUUCUUAGGUGGCAAUGUUCAUUCGUGACGAGGGUCGAGGCACGCUGCUCACAGAUGUACCCGAGUUCUGCACUAGCGAACCUAGGGACAAUCAGGAAUGUGUGACGUCUUUGAAAACUGAGGGCCCUAACUGUGUACGUUCAUAGUAUAAGUUUUAGUUUAAGAGUGAGGGGGGUCUGUACUUAAUUAUAAACUUAUAAAUAAGCUAAAUGGCAUUUUCAUUUUUUCAUAUUUUUUCGUGAAAUGUAGACCUUUUUGAGGAGAUAAUGUGGGGUCCCUUAACCUUGGCCACAAGCAGCGAACUCGAGUAAUAGCUAGCAGACUGAAAAUAUAGUUAAAUGCGAGAACAGAAAAUUUGAAAAAAAUUGGGAAUAACUGCAGACCGAAAGAAAGCAAGGUUUAAACCUAUUUGGUUCUAAGUAUUGUGUGUAAAGGAUCGUCUCUAAGAACUCUCUGGGAUUUCCUCAGGGUGAGCCGCUAUCUUCGGACAGUAUAUUUUUCGCUGUCAAGACUACAAAGAAAUACCACAAAGACAGAGGUAUACUUGACUUCAUAUUUUCUUGUAAUUUAAGUUGAAUUCAUUGUGUAAAAAGGAAAUGCCUGGUCAUGCCAGGUAUCCUAAGGCUCGUGUACAUAACCUUAAUUUUUGCUGGAGACCUAAUUGCAACUAUGUUGUUGUUACUAUCGGCUAAAUUUGGCGAUUUAGCUUUUUAAAAGAUAUAAUCACUUCUACAUUGAUUCAGACUGUUUUUCGUCGUGGUCUUCGAUGGCUUUUGGUAAUUUUAAAUUAACCUUAAUGCUACCAUCUUGAGGUCAUAAUUUAUAGCACUACAAAUAAAAAAUAUUUAUUUCUUUUCAGUGCCUAUUGUGCAGAAGACGGUUGGAAAGCACGCCAAACACAUUGUGUACUACAGCGAGACAGAGGAUCUCUCCAUACCAACAGAGAACAUUGGAGUACCUAAUACCGAGAGAGGUAAAGUCAGUUAUUGAAUAAAUAUUUGUCGAGAAACUUUUCAAGAGGGGGAACUUUUGAACAUCGAUUUCCGGUGGAACGUUCCAGAACUACCCAACAAGUAGAUAUUUGCUCCAAUUCCUUGUCGAAUGGAAGUUUUGGAAACCACCUUGAAUCGUAUUCUUUAAAACGCUUAUACUGACAAGACAGUUUUCAGUUGUGGAGAUUUUGCCAAUUUUCUAAGACGGUUUUUGUUUUUUUUAACACGUUUUGUGGCCGAGUCUCUUUCCUCCCCCCCCCUGCUAAGUUUACUCAAGUUAUCCGACGACAAAAUUCCGUCUUCGUAAAUAUGUGGAGCUUUGAUCCAUCAAGUUUGGUAAACUGGCGGUAAAAAAAAAGCUGCUGGAGAAUGUUUAAGCUCUUAAGUCAAUCAAUGAGCUUAAAUUCCGAUGAAUAAACAAGACAACCAUAGCUAAAUCAACAUUCUAGUCAUGGUGCAAUCCGUUAAUACGACCGCCGCCAUUAUAUGUCAAUUUAUUCCAAACAACAGGUUGGUCCGAGUAGCGAGGUUGUGAAAGGAAAUGGCUGGAAUAUAUUUCAUUAUAGCCCGGGCAGAAGUUAUUUUAUCAGUGCCAGUCUCCUUUGCUAAUAAAGAAGGCUAUAUUUUAGGUUGCUCUGGCCAAUGAAACGAAAUGUGACGCUCUGAAAGGAAACUGGACCAAGCUUUGUUUUAUUUUGCUUAUGGGUUGCUCGCAUCGCUGAGCAGCUUAAGAGAGAAAGUGUCUGGUAGUCUAUUAUCUUGGUUUCCGCUUUUUUUUGGGUUGGUAAUGUAUUUACAUUGGUAUUUGUACUGAAUUAUGGUACAUUCGAAUCGUGACUUAGAAUCUCUCUAGAAUCUUCUAUGUUCCCUGCGUUUUCUCUCAUUCUGUGGCAGCAAGUUUAGUCAAAACAAAUAAGUGAAAGAGGGGAACAGGUCUCGUACGGUUUUCGGUUCAGUUUCAUUCAUCGGUGAGGUGGAAUUUUGUUUGAAAAUCCUGUCCAUCUCUUUAAAAGAACCCCUCCAGAGGUUGCCCCGUCUCUUGUCUCUUGUGGUGACCCUUUCUAGUUGCUGGUUUAUAAACUUGUCUUCGUAGAUUUUUCAAACCGUCUUUCUCUCGUAUAUUCAUUCGCUUAACCUCAAGAGUAGAGCUCAAGAUCGGUAAGAAUGUCCUCUUCCCUUCUAAGCCGGGUUUAACUCGGUUUUUUCUACCUCCCAAAUAAUUUUCAUCGUAGAUGACUAAAGGAAGUCGUCUCUGUUGAGAAAAGUCAGCACCCUGAGACAAAGACGUUGCUCUUCCUACCGUAUUCUCUCGGGGAAUCACUGGCCGACCUUGAAGUGGAAAAUCACAACAAUGCAUUCUUCUACCUGGUCUUUUUCCAUCGCUGUUCACGAAUUCAGUUCUCGCAGUAAUACCGGAGAAAGUUAAUCUCGGUAUGUCGACAGCCCCGUUGACUUUGGACAUCGUUUCAUCUUUGUUAAGUAACUCUUGAUAAAAGCUUCCUUGCCUCAGAAUUUUUCCUCUACCUUUUUCGUCUCUGGGGCGAACGGAAUCCCUUCGCGCGACAGCCAUUUCAGAACCAUUGCGACAUAUUUGCGGUAGAACAAACUUUCUGCCCUCGCUGUUGAGUGUACGUCGCAUCCCUAACUCUUCCCGCUUGGAAUUUGCCCUCGCUCUCCUCUGUAAGCAUCUAUGAAGUUAUAGUGAUAAUUUUUAAUUGUAGCCAGUCUUUAUGUCAUUGUAGAUACGCAGUUUACGACUGAUCGGUUUUAAGACGAAAGGCAGUCGUUAAUCUGUCUAUCGGCUAAACUGUCUACAAAGCUCUAGCAUUUGUUCUUAGAGGAUAAAGUGCUGCUUUAAACCUGGUUAGAAGAUUUACUGUCGUGUCUACUUCUUUAUCAGAUGUCAUCACUUGCACAUAAACAAACAAUAGAUAUUAAUAAACAGAAGAUUUAAGAUACUUAAUAUGGAAUGAUCUUCCUGUUACAGUGACCCAGACGAUACCAGACUUGUUUUUGCUCCCAAAAUGAAUCGAAUCCUAUGCGUGCCUCUGCUGGUAAAUCUUGUGAAAUAGAACUUACUGAGUAAAAUACUUUACUUAUCAUUUUUAACUUCGGUCAAUCUUAAGACCUUCUCUCUCUUUAUGGCAAUGUUAUAAGAAAUUGCCUUAUGAUAGAAUUUUCUAUCAGAGAUAACUUACUUCACAACAAUGUCAGUGUAAUUAUUGCUAGGAAAAAAAAAGGUUUGUAAUGAGUUAAAGAUGCUCGACAAAUGGAGCUCCUAAAGCUGCUUAAAAUGAAUCAAACACUUGUAAAUGACGGAAUGUGGUUGUUGCUAAUUUUGAUUAGGGUAUGUUAACAGAACACUGCAUAGGACAACUGUUGGUGUAAAGAAAAACAAAACAUAAACUCAAGUUCUUCUGUUUUGGCCAUGUAUUUUUAAGACGAGGCCACCCAACGCGAAAAGCAAUAAUAGCCGUAGACAGACGUUCAAAUUUCCUACUGGGAAUCCACAUCACACCGCAGGUUUGCUGCUUACAGAGUGGAAAUUAGGUCGCGCCUCCAGCAGAACGCCGGUUGUUUGUUUCAUUUGUUGGUGGGGGUGGGGUGGGACAGAUUUCGCGAGGAAGCUAAAAUUAAUAAGUUGCGUACCCAUGUAAGGGCUCAGGGCUGUUGCAUCGGUAAAGAUGAGCGAUAUUUCUCGAUUUGUAGGUCCGAUCCGGAGGAACACCUUCAAAUGCCUUGAUGAGUAGUUGAUCGGUGUGGCUGUGAUGUUAAAUUUAAACAUCUCUUGUCGCUUCUUCCAUUGGAAACCGGUAGAGCUCUGUAGGUUUGAGCCCGAGUUUGAGACCCCAGCUUAUAAGAGGAGACAGGUUAAGACAAUGGUAAAGUUUAGUUACGUAGUGUGGUACUGUUUCUAUUUCAGGACACUGUGCUAAGUUGGAGGCCAUCAUCAAGAGAUCAGUCGCAGACCCCAGGGCUGCUGACAAACCCUGGCUUGUGAUUCUCGAUGAUGAUACGAUAAUGAGGUAACCUCGGUAACUAAACAAGCUGUUGGUUCCUCCACCCAGAAAUAGCAACCUUUAUCGCAAAAUCGGCUCCUUUCCCAUCGCCUCGGGAGGGGGGAUCUAUACGGACACGUUAAGAACGCAAUUCGAGAUUGCAUCUUACGUCGACUGAUAAAUAGUGAGGAAAAACCUUAUUUUGCGUUCCAGGAAAAGAUUAUGCGCAGAAAGUAUCCAUAAGGUUUCGUUACAAGAUAUCAGGGCAGCUUGGCGAGAGAAAAGUAGUCCUUGUCUUCAUGGCACAAUGUAAUGAAAUGAAAAUAACAUCUAUAUAUUUUCCUAAUAUUCUUUGAUCCUUUGUUUUUUACUUCUUGUUGUUGUUGUUGUUUUUUUAACCACUUCCCGCAGCGUACCUCGGCUGCAAAAGUUGUUGGCGUGCUACGAUCCAAAGGAACCAACCCUACUGGGUGAACGGUACGGCUAUGGACUAACGGGAGGGUUUGGGUACGAGUAUAUCACGGGUGGAGGAAGGUACGAAUUGCAUUACUUUUCUAGUCUGACCUUAAACUAGUCCCCGGUCCCCGGCAGUUUCUAAACCAUACAUCUUCAACUCUACCAACAGUCCUUUGAGUGACCUUCAUGAUCUCAUCAAACACUAAGAAUUUUAAUUUCCGCGCCAUAAGUAGAUUAACAAGAGGAAACAGAUAGACCGGGAACAUUUACCAUUCUUUUAGUUUAGUGAUGGAUACUAAAUGUAUGUUUUUUGUGGUGUGUAUGUCCAGUAUGAUUCUAAGCCGGAGUGGUAUCGAAGCUUUGUUAAGCAGUGGAUGCAGCUGUUGGGAACCAGACUCUCCCGACGACAUGUGGCUGGGAAAUUGUUUCCGCAGAUUGGGAGUUCCUCUGACGCACUCCUCAGCUUUUCAUCAAGUAAGUCAUGUCAUAGGUAAUUCUUUGUUAUUAUUUUGCUAUUUGAUAGUAAGUACUUGUUUGAGAGAAUGUCAGAAUAGAUUGACGCACAGUACAUCCAAAAACAUAGGCUUACUCUGUCACGUCAGUUCAGCAUGAACAUACAAUGAGGUAUUUUCAAUAGCUGAUGAGGACAUAGGUAAAACUCUUGCACCAAUAGGUUACAUGAUUCUCGCGUUGCCUCUCUCCAUUUAGAGGUAUAAAUGAGUAAGGGUAAAAUUUCUGGAAAAAAGAAAACGGUGAAAUGCUGGCUGAGGAUGACCUAAGAUGGUCUGGCGUUAACUCAAGGGGGGGGGGGGGGGGGGGUGGGAGUAGCAACACUUCUAACCGUUGUAUUCCAAUGAUAUUGGGAUGAGAUCGGGAAGAAUAGGGCUGUCCGGCUCCUGAACUGACAGAAUGUUAGCCUAAGUGCAAAUCCUGGCAGACUUUCUUUAGUUUUGAGAAGUAAAUCAAAGUUCACUGCUCUAGAAACUCCCUCAGCCUCAUUCUUUAUCGUUCCUCUCUUGUUUCAGGCCAAGCCAAAUGAGUAUGUGCCUUCACUUCUGGCACACCAGACGCCCGUCUCAUUCCACAAACAUCAUGACUUAGAUCCACUUUCCGUUUACGAAGAAUAUCUCAGUUGAUAUCUCAGAGUGCUCUGUGAAAAUGGUGGUGUUAAGUUAUGGACAAAUUUUUACGUAAAGUGUCUUUGUUCGACAAACUAGAACUCCAUGUUUCGAAUGAGUAAGCGGACAAAGAAAAAUGAAAUUUUCAAUUACACAAUUGCGAGUCAGUGUAAAAUUAGAACUUCCAACGACAACCAUGUCAGGCAGGGAAUUGUGGGUUUUUGAGUGCAGAGUAUUUUCCUCAAAUGACGAACGUUUCUCUGAUAAUCUGAUAAUUUGAAGUAAAAUAAUAUUUCUAGGUAGUAAAGAGAUGCAAC
Messenger RNA from Pocillopora meandrina, 11350 nucleotides. The record is from the annotation of a GenBank genome assembly. NCBI's taxonomy places the organism in Eukaryota, Metazoa, Cnidaria, Anthozoa, Scleractinia, Pocilloporidae.